Morchella sextelata is the source of this 165-nucleotide messenger RNA. RefSeq lists its product as uncharacterized. The record is from RefSeq and is a predicted model, not a curated record. The transcript has a single exon. The coding region runs from base 1 to 165 and encodes 54 amino acids. Lineage: Eukaryota; Fungi; Ascomycota; Pezizomycetes; Pezizales; Morchellaceae.
AUGUCCAUGAUCCUUGCCGAGAAUUUGAAGCCGCAAACACGCCAGAUCGUUCGGAGCCUCCAACUGACAUCCGCUCCCCCACCUCCACAUCAAGGUAGCUGCAUUGUUGCUGCAGUGAGGAAAGUUGUGGGUAGUUCUUCGCACAAGUACCUACUUACGUUGUAA